UAGCCAGGCUCAGAUAUUCUCUCCCCCCCUCCCCCCUCCCCAACUCUUUGAAUAUAAUUUUAGAUUUAGAUUCAGAUUAAAUCCAAGGGGAAAACACUUUAUAAGGCUGAAAGCUGUGUAGUUGCGAGAGCCGGGGUUAUGAGCUAUCAAAUGCAAUUACAUUAAGACAGAUUAUACUGGGCAAAUUGAGCCAUUUAGAAGGUGAGAAUCAAAGAAACAGCUCUGAUCCUGUCUCUUCCCUCCCACCCCCCCCCCUUUUUUUUUUCUUUCUUUCUAAAUUACGGUUCCUAGUUCCUUGCAAUUCUGAGGCACAAAAGUAGGUGAGACUGCUUUUGUAUCCGCAAAGUGCUUCACUUCUGAAUGUAAUUCUAGCUGAGUGCAAUCUAGGUUAAAAGCUGGACAACUGGGUAAUUAGAGCUCUCUCGCCGCCCAAGGACCGUCAGCCGCGCUGUAGCUCAUCCUCCGAGGGCUCAGAGCCCAUCUCUUCUCCCCGGGGUGGAAGCUGCGGGACCCGGCCGUGCAGCCCCCCGGGCGCUUCUCACGCUCCCUGAGAUGAUGGUGUUGGACAAGGAGGACGGUGUGCCGAUGCUGUCCGUGCAGCCCAAGGGGAAGCAGAAGGGCUGUGCGGGCUGUAACCGGAAGAUCAAAGACCGCUACCUCCUGAAGGCCCUGGACAAGUACUGGCACGAGGACUGUCUGAAGUGCGCCUGCUGCGACUGCCGGCUCGGGGAGGUCGGGUCCACGCUGUACACGAAAGCCAAUCUCAUCCUCUGCCGCCGAGAUUACCUGAGGCUCUUUGGCACCACGGGGAAUUGUGCAGCCUGCAGUAAGCUGAUCCCCGCCUUUGAGAUGGUGAUGAGGGCCAGGGAGAACGUUUACCACUUGGACUGCUUCGCCUGCCAGCUCUGCAACCAGAGAUUUUGCGUAGGAGACAAAUUUUUCCUGAAGAACAACAUGAUCUUGUGUCAGAUGGACUAUGAGGAGGGGCAGCUGAACGGAAGCUUCGAGUCCCAGGUUCAGUAGCCCCCCCCAGCUCCCCGUGGCUUCGAAGCACAGUGGGCCCGGCGUCCAGUCUCUUCCGCGGCCAGGACGGCCGGCCAGCUUGCCUGCAAUAUUUUUUUAAUUCUCAGUCCACAGAGGACUCUUCAUCGUAGUCCCGUUUCCCCGCACCCGACACAAAGCAGUUACAAUUUUAGAUGUACAGUUGUGCUGACUUAACUGAGCACUGCAUUGCCUGUAUGUUCGUGAGUUUCCAGGGGGCUGGGGAGGGGUCUGUACAGUCUGUUUUCUGUAUAUAAACUGGAACAUUUAUUUUAUGAGAAAUGUAAUGCAAUUUUAUUACUGGUGUGAAUUAAAACUAUGAAUGUUUCCUGCAAA
Ornithorhynchus anatinus (platypus) is the source of this 1377-nucleotide messenger RNA. RefSeq names its product LIM domain only 1 (gene LMO1). Gene Ontology annotation, cellular component: nucleus. Gene Ontology annotation, biological process: positive regulation of transcription by RNA polymerase II. Lineage: Eukaryota; Metazoa; Chordata; Mammalia; Monotremata; Ornithorhynchidae. The transcript has 4 exons. Gene Ontology annotation, molecular function: DNA-binding transcription factor binding; transcription coactivator activity. The record is from RefSeq and is a predicted model, not a curated record. The coding region runs from base 553 to 1023 and encodes 156 amino acids.